AUGCACAGCGAAGAUUCGUCCUCCGGCAGGAUCUCCAAGCUGAGAAAGAGUUCACCACCAUCUUGGCAAAAUGUCGCAAGUUGGCUCCCUGAUGUUGGGCGACGACCUGUGGUAAAAGCUAAGCUCGACCAAGGCGACACUCGCACGACUCGUCAUGGAGACUGUCUCAGACUGUGUACGUACAACGCGAGAACACUGUCCACAGACGCUGACCUGCAUGCCCUUUUCGGAGCUGCAGAGUGUAUCAAAUUUCACGUGCUUGCUCUGCAGGAGACCAAGUGCAGAAGGAGCGACGUACGACAGAUGAAUGACGGUAAACUCGUUUCUCGUGGAGAGAAGGUUCCGUCGCGAAAUAUCCUGUCACUUCGCCUCCGCCCUCUGCGCCAAAAACCCAUCAGUAUCAUCAAUUGCUACUCACCAACAUCAGCACCUGAUAAAUCCGAAUUGGAUCCAUUUCACGAGGAGCUGAAGGAAGUAAUCCGCAACGCGAAGUCUUUCCACAGAUUCGUUGCCGGAGACUUCAACGCAAAACUAGGAAAGGCCACAGAGGAGGAAUACGGGAUUGGAAGAUUCAUCACAGUGGACAUGGGAAUCGCCCAAUGGCGCAACUCUUGCGGAGAUCAACCACGUACUCACCAACCGGAGGUGGUACUCGAGGACUCCUUGUCCCAAGGAUUACGAGCCUGUGCUGAACGUGCCUCGAAGCCGCGCGCGACAAACUUGGAUCGAAUUUCGAAGACCACCAAGGAAUUGUUGGAAAGAAGAAGGACUUUGAGGCUUGAUCCGAAUGCAUCGCACGUUGAGCGGGAUCUCCGCGAAUAUAACAUUCUGCUAGCAGCCUUGCUGAGCGAAGACGGGACUCGCACGUCUUCUCGUCGUGAGAUGGAAAUCAUUACGGAGAGGUUCUACUCGAACCUUUUCCGUUCAUCAACUCCUGUGUCAAGCCCGAUCAUCUUCACUGGUGAAGCUCCACCACGGAUUCUCCUUUCGGAAGUACGAGUCGCUAUCAAGAGCAUGAAACCUGGCACAGCCCCCGGACCUGAUUUUAUUUCAGCAGACUUUCUUCGGGCUGGUGGCCCACUUCAUGUAAUCUUAGCAGCGCACAUGACAUCUUACCUUCAGAAAGAAAGGAUCCAAGACCAGUGGAAGACCUUGCGAACCCUUCUUAUCUAUAAGAAAGGUGACCGAGAGGACCUUCGGAACUACCUCUGA
Molecule: messenger RNA, 1212 nt
Organism: Necator americanus (New World hookworm)
Lineage: Eukaryota; Metazoa; Nematoda; Chromadorea; Rhabditida; Ancylostomatidae
Exons: 5
Coding region: 1-1212 (403 amino acids)
Source: RefSeq, a predicted model, not a curated record